Molecule: messenger RNA, 1086 nt
Organism: Misgurnus anguillicaudatus (oriental weatherfish)
Lineage: Eukaryota; Metazoa; Chordata; Actinopteri; Cypriniformes; Cobitidae
Gene: agtr2
Product: angiotensin II receptor, type 2
Biological process (GO): positive regulation of cytosolic calcium ion concentration; calcium-mediated signaling; regulation of vasoconstriction
Cellular component (GO): membrane; external side of plasma membrane
Molecular function (GO): angiotensin type II receptor activity; C-C chemokine binding; C-C chemokine receptor activity
Source: RefSeq, a predicted model, not a curated record
AUGGAAACAGACUCCGCCCAUAAUUUGACCACACCCAGUGUGUCAACAUUCCACCACAACUUCACAAACUCAUCAUGUGACUUCAACUCUCUCACAUCCUCCCAGUACCAGAAAAAAGUGAUCCCGACAUUGUACAGCCUCAUCUUCCUACUGGGUUUCUUUGGGAACUUGCUGGUGGUGUGUGUGUUAUCUCACAGCUCGGGCCGAAGGACCGUAGCUAACACGUAUCUGGUGAACCUUGCCAUGUCAGACUUGCUAUUCCUGACCUCUUUGCCGUUCUGGGCUGUAUAUUACUCUAUGGACUAUAACUGGGUUUUUGGGUGGAUUAUGUGCAAGCUGUGUGGUGGUCUGUUAACCAUAAACGUCUAUGCUAGUAUAUUCUUCAUCACUUGUAUGAGCGUGGAUAGGUAUCACGCUAUCGUCUACCCGCUGGACUCUCAGAGCAGCAGAAGUGUGAACCGGGCCAGGUACGUGAGCGCCGUCAUUUGGGUCGUGGCAGCUCUGACUACGGUGCCCACGGUUGUGUUUCGUGACAUACACACUUUUCCUGAUACCAAUGUCACGGCUUGUGUCAUUUUUUACCCCAGCGCUUUUUGGCACAACGGGUUUAUUCUUGCGAAGAACACCCUCGGGUUCUUGCUCCCGUUUGUCGUCAUAGCAACCUGCUACAGCCGUAUCGCCGUGCAACUGAUGGCCACCCCGAACCACCUGGAGCAAGACUCUGCACGAUUGGUCCACGUCUUGCGCAUGGUGGCCGCUGUGGUACUGGCCUUUUUCUUCUGCUGGUUCCCGUUCCAUGUGUUGGCGUUCCUUGGAGUUCUGGGAGAGCUGUGGGUGAAUUGGGAUUGCUGGGUGCUCCAAGCCAUCAAUAAACUACUGCCAUUCUUCCUUUGCCUUGGCUUUUCCAACUCUGCCAUCAAUCCUUUCCUCUACUGCUUCGUGGGAAAUCACUUCCGCGAAAGGCUGUGGCAUAUUUAUGGGGAGAGGCUGACACAGAAAAGAGAUUCUAUUAGCACACGACUCUCAUCCUUCUCCAGGAAACUGAGCGACCUCAAAGAAACCGUGCCUAUGGAGAUCCUGGAGUAG